CGGAUGUUUAACGGCGGGCAAAUUUGCAACUCUCGCACGGCCGCUCGCUGUCAGUUUUCUGCUGUCAACGGACCUGAACUAUUUGUUCUUCUUUAUUUUGAUUAAAUGAACUGUUUUUCUUUCAUCAUUUUUCCUUAUUUGAUUUUCUAUUGCUGCAGAUUCUAGGAGUUUUUUUUUCCCAGAAUUUCAUCAGGUUAGAGCUAUUGCCGAAGCUUCCUUUUCAGGAAUUAAGCUGAAAUUAGCGGCUUUCAGAUGUAUGGGCGACACUACAGAUGUUAGCACGUAGUGGAGUGCCAAAUGUUUGACAAAUUGCUUGUACGAUAUUUUUGCUGCUUGUUAAUGAAACUGUUAGGUUCAAUUUUCAAAACUUGCUAUGCUGGAAUUAAGCUGAGGUCUCAGCAAUUCAGGUUUUUUCCACAUAUGAGUAUAGCAUUACCAGCAUCGUCAUACUUCCGGGAUGAAGACCUUUCUUCUGGCGAUAAUUCCCCAUGCAAUGUGAAAUGCGUUGCUGAUGAAUGUGUAGAACAGCAUGACUGGGUGGUUGACUUUGGUGUAAAUCAUAUUUUUAAUCAGAAAGCCAUUGACAAUGGUGAACUGAAAAGAAUAGAACUGACACUUGAAAAAUCUGGUUGGGGUCUAGGAUUUCUUGGUAACUAUAAGAAUUUAAAUUUGAACGAGUAUAACAUAACAAGGAUUUUAAAGGACUUAUUUGAGGAAAGUGGGAAUGCUGCCCCUGCUCUGUACUUCUUUAUAUGGUCUCAUCAUUGCAUGGGCUCAAAACUUACAGUCCAAUCUAUAUCUACAAUGAUACAUGUUUUGAUUGCGGGGAAUAUGAAUUAUAGAGCAAUGGACUUAACUCAAUAUCUUGUCAGGAAGAAUAAUGGCGAAGAUUGGUGGCUUAAUCUGCUGUUUGAAGUCUAUUUUGAAACUUGUAUCAAUAGGCAGGUUUUAGCCACUGCAUAUAGCAUGCUUGUUCAAUGUUAUAUCCAGGAAAAUAUGGUAAACAUGGCUCUGAACUUGACUUAUCAAAUGAAAUCUCUUGAUAUUUUCCCUUCGGUUGGGGUUUGCAAUUCUCUCCUUGGGGCUUUAUUACGUGGAGAGCAGAUAGAUUAUGCUUGGGAAUUUCUGGAAGAAAUUCAAUGUCGAGGGAUUGGUUUUAAUGUUUCAAUAAUUAACUUGUUUCUCCAAAAGUACUGUUCUGAUAUUAAUCUUAGAGGUGCUUGGAAAUUGUUGAUGGAAAUGAAAAAAUGUGGGAUUAGUCCUGAUAUUGUGGCAUAUACUAUAUUUAUCAAUUCUUUAUGCAAACAAUCACUUUGGAGAGAAGCCGUAUCUAUAUUGUUCAAAUUGACUGCAGUUGGUAUUUCCAUUGAUUCAGUUUCUGUUAGUUCAGUUAUUAAUGGUUUCUGCAAGGUGGGAAAGAUGGAGGAGGCUUUUAAUCUUAUGAAAGUAUUUAACAUUUCACCUAAUAUUUACAUCUAUAAUAGCUUAAUAUCCCGGUUCUGCAGUGAUGGCAACAUGAUUGCAGCUUCAAAUAUGUUCCAUGAAAUGUCAGAGUCAGGUUUAUCUCCCGACUCUUUCUGUUUUACCACUAUGAUAAGAGGAUAUUGUAAAAUUGGGGACAUGAACAUGGCACUUAACGUUUUGGCAAAAAUAUUAAAGAGGGGAAUAAAACCAUCUGUUGUCACGUACACGAUACUCGUGGAUUGUUGUUGCGAGUCUGGAGAUAUGGAGAUGGCAGAAUAUUUCUUCCAGGAUAUGGCAAAAGAAGGUUUGACACCGGAUGUCGUGGCAUACAACACAAUAAUGGAUGGCUUUGGCAAGAAGGGGUACUUGCACAAGGUUUUUGAACUUCUGAAUAUCAUGAAAUCCUCUGGAAUUUCUCCUGGAAAUGUGACCUACAACAUUGUCAUUCAUAGUCUUGUUAUAAGAGGAUAUGCUAUUGAAGCAAAGGAUUUACUGGAUGAGCUUGUAAAAAGGGGUUUCUCUCCUGAUAUUGUUGCUUUUACAAAUAUCAUGAAUGGAUUCACAAAGAAAGGAAACUUCGCAGAAGCAUUUCUCAUUUGGCUUUAUAUAAGUGAAACAAAUAUGAAACCUGAUGUUGUGAUGUGCAGUUCUAUUCUUAAUGGGUUUUGUCGGGCACGCCGUAUGGAUGAGGCUUAUUCUCUAUUUGUUAAGAUGCUCAGUACGGGCCUGGUUCCAGAUCUGAUAUUAUAUAACACACUCAUACAUGGAUUUUGCAGCAAAAGUGAUCUUGCUAAUGCAUGUCACUUAGUCAAUAUGAUGAUCAAGCAAGGUAUUUAUCCAAAUGAUGUUACUUAUAAAGCGUUUGCCCUCGGAUAUGACAAGAAGCGGGUCAGAAAUCCCUCAGAAGUUGCUAUGCGUGAGCUGCAACAAUUGGUGCUGGAAUAUGGUGCAUAAUGAGUAUUAAGACAUGUUGCAUCCAACAACCCAAGCAGCCAAAUAGCUACAUAUUUGCCUGAUCAUAUGUUGGCAGCAAGAAGUUGUAAGCCGCUAGCUAACUUUUUAUAUAACAGCCCGUCUUGUUUGGAACUUUGACGCUUCCUGCCAAUUAUCCAUCAUGUUGUAGGUUUGUGGUCCAAAGUCUCAUCCCUUCAUUAUCAGGCAUGUCAAAAGUUGUUAAAGCAAAAGCUAUUUUACAUGCGAUCUCAGAGAGUUAUGAAAUUGAAAUGUGGGCAGUCAGUUUAAACCAUGGGAUCAAUUUUACAUGAAGAUUUUGGAGAGUGGUAAAUAGAUGGGGAGAAGAAUCAUAAUUUCACUUCCGAUAUUUUUGAUUUUGUUUCAAAAAAGAAUUCUUUUACACAUGACCCCUAAAGUGCUUUGGAUUAUUCUCUAGAUUUUGAGUUGAGAGUUGUUAUUUUGUGCUCAACUGGAAUCAUUUAAAUCAAUAUAGAGAAUUCUGGAAGCUAUAGAGUUAAAUAAUUUCAUUAUAAUGAAAGAGGCUACAAAUGAAUUUCCAGCAACCAUGAAUUAGAAAAUAUGGAAAAAUAAGGUAACAGUGAAUGAACAAUUCCGAUAGAAGUCUUUCUAGUUUUUCAGUAAUGAAAUUAAAUGGGAGAAUUGAUUGAGGUCAUGAAGUUUUACUUUGCUGAAUUUUUUCCCAAAUUUUAUAUGCACACAUUUUUUCUAGUUAAUGGUCAUUUUUUUUGCAAAAUGAUGCCGCCAUUGAUGUUGAGGGUAAUGUUAGUUACAUCUUUUUUUGAAUUAUUUCUCACUGACUAGGUAAUCCCACUGAACAUUUUCUUAUAGGUUACAGUUGUGCUAUAUAAUCUACUUUCUUAUUUUCUGAUGGGACAUAGGUAAGCGUCAAGAACAAUGUAAAUACUUCUGUGGGAAACACAUCAGUUGGCCAGGAGGAGUAUGCGCUCUAUGGCAAAUCAACAACUACAGAAAAUAUAAGAGGAAAUGCAUUUCAAAUUUCAGUGAACUUUUUCCAGACAAAAAAUUUCACCAGGGUGGACAUGUAUAUGAUUUUGAGAUAGUUGAUCUGGCCAUCGGAGCUACACACUGUAAUGGCAAUCUGAAUGUCAUAUGCAUGCCACGUUUGUCCAAGGGGAUCUCUACCAAAUUGAGGAGAAUUUUGAUAACUAUUUUCCCAAGCCUGACAUUGUCAUUACAGAUGCUGCAGAUACUAAGCGUCCAGGCGUGCACAUGAAAUCCGGCCACAUGUGCCCAUCACAUUGAUUUCCUAUAUCUUGGUGUGUAGCACUUUCCGAUCAAAAUUUUGUUUACUCCUAAGUUAUGGUAUCUCAGUUUGUCAUAAUCCUUGCCAGAGCAGAACAAACUGAGAAGCCUACAACAAGUGGACAUGUUUCCAACGCACUCCUCAAUUGAUUCCACCCUAUUUUGCAUUGUGGUAUUUGAAGAAAAGAGAGUUUUUGUAUAUUAAAAUACCUCUAGAUCUAGCACCAGUGAUUUUCUUGGCUAAUUGAUUGAAGUAGGUGGCUCAUAAUAUGUACCCAAGUGGUCCACAAGAAUCUUCUCUUCGUUGCCUAAACAAAGGGACGAGUUUCUGUUUCGUACAACUCUGAAGUUUAUUUAGGCCCAUCUUUUUGAACUGUUGGAAAGCACAAUUUCGGCUCAUUUGAAGGUUCUAUUUUUGGAUAUAUGUAAAAUUAUAUCACGCACGAUGAAUAGAAUUUGACGAAUUCAAUUCUUGAAUUCUUGUCAAGAAUUUCUUAUUUUACAAGUAUAAUUUCUUAUAUCACGC
Messenger RNA from Olea europaea var. sylvestris, 4228 nucleotides. Its product is annotated as pentatricopeptide repeat-containing protein At2g19280. The record is from RefSeq and is a predicted model, not a curated record. Gene Ontology annotation, molecular function: protein binding. Bases 298 to 2418 code for a protein of 706 amino acids. NCBI's taxonomy places the organism in Eukaryota, Viridiplantae, Streptophyta, Magnoliopsida, Lamiales, Oleaceae. The transcript is spliced from 5 exons.